AUGAUGAGAAAUUUUUUUUCUUCCUUAACAGGAAUGUCUUUUCUAAAGUCUAAUUCGAAGCAUAAUAAUAACAAAGUGUUUUGGUUAAUACAAAAAAGGGGACGUAAAUAUAUUCCUUUUUAUGAUAUAAAUAAAAAGAAACAGAAAAAAAAAGGAUUUAAUAAAGUACAUGAGAAAAAGAAAGAAGAUGAUGAUAAUGAAAUUAAUACGGAAAAAAGAGUAGAAAGAGAUGUCGACAAUAUAGAAUCAGAGAAAUUAACACAAGGUGAUAAUAUACAAUUUGUGAAUAGAAAAAAAGACUAUGUAUCUUCUACUUAUUCUUUACGUUCUAAUUUAUUACCAGCAUUGUCACCUAUGAAAGGAUUAAAAUUGUUAUUAAGUUUAAAUGAUAGUAAUUAUUUUAAUAUGUUAAAAAAUGAUGAUUCCAAAAUAAAUUUUAAUUUAAUUAUAAAAAUUGAUAUAAAAAGAGAAUCCUUAAGAGGGAUGUGUAACCUAGUACAUAGUGUGGAUAAAAAUAAAAAAAUAUUAGUUUUGGUUGAUGAAGAACAUCAAAAUUUAAAAAAAUAUGGAGCUGACUAUGUUGGUUUAGAAUAUAUUAACAAAAUAAAAAACGGAUGGCUUGAUUUUAAUAUAUGUAUAACCAACUUUAAAAAUAUUAAUAAAAUUUUAUGCAUAGCCAAAAUUUUAGGACCUAAAAAACUAAUGCCCAAUAUUAAAUCAGAUACAUUAGUAGAUAACUUAGAAGAAACUAUUAAAAAAAUUAAAAGUGGUAAUACUAUAGAAUAUAGAAGUGAACCUAUUGAUUUAUAUACUUUCCAAUUAUAUAAUGAAAUAUAUAAUUUCCAACAAAUAGAUUUAAAUUCUAUAGCACAUAUUAACGUUCAAAUAGCUCCUAUAGAUAUGAACUUUUAUCAUAUACUUGAAAAUAUGAAAUGUUUUACUUCAGAAAUUAUAAAAAAUAAUAUACAUUCUACUCAUACGCAAAAAGAAAAUAAAACUACAGCAUUUACUUGGCCACCUAUUACUGCAAAACAUAAAAAACAAAAAAUAAAUAUUGAAGAAAAAAUUAAUCUAUUUCAUAAAAAUGAUGAUUCUUCUCAAUCUUUUAUAUUAGGAGGAUAUAUAACUUAUGGUAAUUAUCCAAAAAUAUUCCUUCGAUCAAAUUUGCUACAUCCACAUUCGGAUGGUUAUUCUAACUAA
Messenger RNA from Plasmodium falciparum 3D7, 1200 nucleotides. RefSeq names its product putative 50S ribosomal protein L1, mitochondrial. The record is from RefSeq and is a predicted model, not a curated record. Lineage: Eukaryota; Apicomplexa; Aconoidasida; Haemosporida; Plasmodiidae.